GCAAGUUGCAGUUGUAAUCGAAAAUUACAAUUAACCUCUAAUAGCUUACAAAUGGAGGACAGUUCGUCUAGGCAAGCAAUCAAGAAAGGUGCAUGGACCAGAGAAGAAGACGAUCUUCUUAGGGAGUGCGUAGACAAGUAUGGCGAAGGAAAAUGGCAUCUUGUUCCUCCCAGAGCUGGAUUGAAUAGAUGUAGAAAAAGUUGUAGAUUGAGGUGGUUAAAUUAUUUAAAGCUUGGUGUCAAACGUGGAGAAUUUGCCGUGGAUGAAGUUGACCUACUUCUCAGACUUCAUAAGCUUUUAGGCAACAAAUGGUCAUUGAUUGCUGGAAGAAUUCCUGGAAGGACAGCGAAUGAUGUGAAAAAUUAUUGGAAUAGUCACUUGGCAAAGAAGGUAGUGAUGUCAUCUAAUAAUAAACUAAAACACGUUGAAAAGAAAGAAGGCGGCAAGUUUAUCCUUAAAUCCAAUGUCAUAAAACCUCGUCCUAGGACCCUCACAAAACAAUUAACCUUCAUGGAUAAAAAUAGGGAUAUUACUACUACAACUACUGCUAUUGCAAACGACAAUAAUAUUAUUACUAGUAUUAGUACUCCACCACCAAAUGUUGAUACACCUUUUUUAGAAGAGACUACGAACUGGUGGGAAAGCAUAUUGGACGACAUUAAUACUGACAAUCAAAAAUACUUUUUAUGAACACUAUAAGAUGGUCCAGAUGAGGACUUCUCGACUGAACAAGAAGUUUUUCACCAUCAUCAACCUUGUUCGGAGUCAAAA
Humulus lupulus (European hop) is the source of this 771-nucleotide messenger RNA. RefSeq names its product transcription factor MYB114-like. Bases 52 to 690 code for a protein of 212 amino acids. NCBI's taxonomy places the organism in Eukaryota, Viridiplantae, Streptophyta, Magnoliopsida, Rosales, Cannabaceae. The record is from RefSeq and is a predicted model, not a curated record. The transcript has 3 exons.